Molecule: messenger RNA, 1723 nt
Organism: Rana temporaria (common frog)
Lineage: Eukaryota; Metazoa; Chordata; Amphibia; Anura; Ranidae
Product: pancreatic secretory granule membrane major glycoprotein GP2-like
Exons: 11
Coding region: 59-1360 (433 amino acids)
Biological process (GO): neutrophil migration
Cellular component (GO): cell surface; apical plasma membrane
Source: RefSeq, a predicted model, not a curated record
UCUACUUCACUAGAACUGUUGUCCUAAGAGUGUCCCACCAUAAGAGACAACAGCCAACAUGCUUGUCCUACAUGUCUUAUUGCUUGUAGCCGCUCUUCUGCAGAAAGGAGAUGCUAAUACAUGCUACCAACCACUAACUGCUGCAGACACAAUCCUGUGUAGCGAUCCUACAUGUGGUGGUGGAUCUUGUACAGUAGCCAAUGGAUGUGCAUGUAAUAGUGACGCCGCUAUAACCUGUGUUCCGACAACUGAAUGUGCCACAGUGGCCAAUAAUAUUUGUUGCCCUACAGGCUAUUACUGGUCACCAACAGACAAAUGCUGUACAGCCACUCUUAUCUGCAACCCUGCUUGUACCAAUGAUAAGAUUUGCACAAAUGUCAGCUCGGAAGCCAUUUGCGACUGUAAUACUACACUCUACAGUGGUCAGAACUCAUCAUCUCUGUCUCCAAUAAUAAAUUGUGGAUCAAAUGUCAUAACGGUCUCCCUUAGUGAAUGCUUAUUGGAGUCGAUUGGCUAUGAUUCCCAAAGCUUCCAGUUAAACAACAACUCAGACUCCUGCACUAACACCUACACACAGACCAUCAACAACCAGACUAUGAUGACAAUCCAGGCUUUACCCCAGACAGGAUGGUGUGGGAAUGUCAUGACUAUGGAUAACACAGCAGUUUAUUAUUCAAAUGUCCUCCACAUUGGAAUUUCAAACACGAAUGUAAUUACAGCAAAUCCUGUAAACCUCACCUUUUCCUGUUCCUACAACUUGACGAUACAGACAAGCUUGGCUGGCGGUUAUAAUACUUCCACAAACACUGUCAACCUCACGGCAAGCGGGGUUGGCUCCGUGACCACUACAAUGGCAGCCUACUGGGAUGCACAAUAUACUCAACCAAUACAAAGCAGUGACACAGUACCUGUUGGAUCAAGCAUCUAUAUCGGAGUAACUGCAAAUGCUGGAGAUGUCAACACAUUUGUUCUAAGAACAGAGAGAUGCGUUGCUACUCCUGAUAAUAAUGUUAAUAAUGUCAACAAUGCAGUCAUUUUGAGUGGAGGGUGUCCUGCCAACCAGGGAAUCACUGCACAGGUUAAGGAUAAUGGAGGUUCUCUUGAAUCCAGAUUCCAGUUUAGCUCAUUUGCAUUUCAAGGACAGCCAUUAGUUUAUAUCACCUGCACUGUUCGACUAUGCAACAAAAACACAACCUGCACAGGGUGUAAUGCUGCUCGUGAUGCUGAUACUGGACUAGGCGUGUUACAGGUGCCAAUCAACUUCAUGGAUGAUUACGGAAAUUCAGCAUCCAGCACAGCUGUGUCCUGGACUCUGCUGACCAGCUCCCUUGUUGUCUUUUUCUCCAUGAAAUUCUUCUGAGGAGGAUCCUGCUGCUGAGUGGGCUAUAAAUAAAAAAUGGUCUUGGGAUAUACUUGUAUUUAAAGCUGUUUUCUAAGGGACUAUAAGUUAUUUAUUUUUCUUUACCAUUCUGAUGACAACACAUAGUUAAAGGGCUUUGAUAUGGUUUGACCUUAUAACUACGCACAUGAGGUCGUUUGAAUAUAUUCCUACUAUCCAUCACAGACCACAUAACCCCUAUUAUUUUGAGAAACUACCCCACCAAGUGCUCAGGAUGUUUUCUCUAAAAAAAAUCAACUUUAAUUUAAGUAUUAAAAAAAUCUGCAUAUACUGAAUGUUCUGAUUAUUAUUCCUGCAUCAAAUAAAUAUAUUUAUAAUAUAUCA